Messenger RNA from Tachyglossus aculeatus (Australian echidna), 2687 nucleotides. RefSeq names its product pleckstrin homology domain containing N1 (gene PLEKHN1). Gene Ontology annotation, biological process: response to hypoxia; positive regulation of apoptotic process; 3'-UTR-mediated mRNA destabilization. NCBI's taxonomy places the organism in Eukaryota, Metazoa, Chordata, Mammalia, Monotremata, Tachyglossidae. Bases 1 to 2025 code for a protein of 674 amino acids. The transcript has 16 exons. The record is from RefSeq and is a predicted model, not a curated record. Gene Ontology annotation, molecular function: cardiolipin binding; phosphatidylserine binding; phosphatidic acid binding. Gene Ontology annotation, cellular component: mitochondrial membrane; cytoskeleton.
AUGGGGAACUCGAGCUGCGUCCCGCAGGCUCCGGCCCGGUUCCGCGCCUCCUUCUCCAGGAAACCGUCGCUGAAAGCCCAAAGGGAGGACAGUUUGAGGAAGCUGACCGGCCUGUUCGGGGGUGAUGCCGGGCAAGAGCGAGACACCACGGCGGACAAGAUUCUGUACUACAUCCCCGGGAAGGACAUUGCUGGCCAGGAAAAUCAGAGAAGGAGCUUGGACCAACAGUUCCCGAGUGUAUCCAGGAAGGGUCAUCGCUGGACCAGCGUUCGCAACCUGGGCAGCAUUGUCCACUACGCCAAGGUCAAGUUCAAGUUCCAGCACUGCCAGGAAGUGAACGACUGUUACUUGGAGCUGUUCCAGAGUCACCUGCACUUUCAGGCCCUCAGCCCCGAUGGACUGACUUAUCAGGGACUCCUGCCACUGAAGGACCUGAGCAUCUCUCGGCUGGCAACGGAGAACCACGCCUUCCAGAUCACAGGGCCCCUCCUGAACCCGCUCCUCGUGCAGUGCCCCAGCGAGCUGGAGCUGUGCCAGUGGCUCUUCCACCUCCAGAAGCAGAUCGAGUUCAGCACAGGCCCCCACGCCCGCCGGCAGUCCCCAUCCCAGGUCUGGGAGACAGAUGGCGGCCUGAGGCAGGAGGCCCUGCGGUGGUCAGUGCAGCAUCAGCCCGUGCUGGGCUGGGAGGGCAGCAGGAGGGAAACGCUGGGCGACAUACUCUGUGUCUCCAAGGUGAAGCUGCAGCAUUUACCUUUCCAGGAGCAGCACAAUCGGAUCCUGAUCCUGUACCCAUCCACGCUGGUCAUCAUAUCCGAAGAGCCCAGCGGGCUGCACUUUAAGGGGGAGCUGCCCCUCAACUCAGUCCAGCUGAACUUUGAAGAGGACGGGAAGCAGAUCAGGUCGUUCCUGAUAGAAGGCCGCCUCAUCAACACAAUCCGGGUCACGUGCAGCAGCUAUGAAGAUUACCAGGAUUGGCUUCGGGGGUUCCGGGCCACCCGGAUCCGGAAUGGGGAUUCAUCCCUCUCGGGUUCAGACAGCUUCUCGGGGUCCCGGCUCCCAAACUAUGCCCAGUUUUCAGGAAGUGGGAGAGGCUCGCUGACUUCCGAUGGUCGGACCAACUCCUGGGCCUCAGGGGGAAGGGCCGCUCCCUCCUCCCACCCCUCACAGACCAGCGGCUCCCUCCCUGACCAGUCCCUCGGCUUCCUGAUGGCCAGCAGGCUGGCCGCUGACCCCUUGCCCCCCAGCUCUACCCAGCCAGUCCAGGGCCAGGCUGACUCCGGAGGGUCCAGCACAGGGCGGCGGAAAUCCGGGUUCAGGAGGGGAGGCAGCGGGCGGAUAUCAAAGGGGAAGCACGAACGGCUUGGCCAGGCUGAUCCUGGCCACUUGGAGCCUGAACGAGGAGAGGGCCUGGCCCUGGGGGCUCCCCUGCACCUGGAUCUCAGCAAUUUGCACAGGUGCAGUUUGGAGGAGAGUGAGGACGGGUCCCUGGAAAAGCCCCAGUCACCUCUCUAUGCUGACCCUUACACCCCCACUUCUACCACCCGGCACAAAAUCAUGGAUGUCAGCUUCCUGGAAGAGUACCUGAAGGCCCAGAGUAAGGGGGGCCCGGAGCCUCUGAGCAGCUAUCCAGUGGCCCCAGUCUCAGUCCCCAACCCUGAUGGCCCCCACGCCCCUGCAAAGGAGCCCCCACUCGAUGCCCCUUGGAGGGAGCCAGUGCGGCGACAACGGGGUCACAGUGGCUCGUUCAAGGAGCGGCGACCGUCCCCACAGGACAACUCACAAUUGACCACGGUGUCCGGACGGGGGGACUCCUUGGAUUCCCUGUUGGCUCAGAGAUCAGGAGGUGGGGAACGGGGGCAUUCCCAAGACAGAUCCGGGACCCAUGACUAUGAUGAGCUGCAAAGCGGCCGGAAAGACUUGAGCUACGACAAUGUGUGGGAACCCCAAACAACCGCCCCUCCAUCUCAGCGGCGGCUCCGGCCUGGUUCGCGUGGGGGUGAGAGCAGGUUCACUCAGUGGAUAUGAGCGGCAGGCGCUACCCUCCGCCCCCCUCUGUCUGAUCCCUCCGGGCUGGUGGGCACUGAGAAGCCCCUGUCUUGUUGCUCGUGGAGUGCACAGGGGGGGGAGACUGACAUCUGGAUGGAGUGCAACAGCUGCGCUGUGUGCCCUCCCCCGGCUCUAAGCCCAGAGAAGCCUGGUGCUCCCUGCUGCGAGGCAGGAGUCCUUGCCCAUUUGGUCCUUCACAGACCGUGACUUACUGAGUGUCCACCCCAAAACCCCAGGCUCGACUUGCACCCGGCUCCGAUAGCACCCUUUCUCACCUCCGGGACUCACCCCAACUCGGCCACUGUGUGGACCAAUUGAGGAAGGAGGGCUGGGGAGGACGUGGGUGACACCCCUCGCCCCUCCCCGCCCACAGACACACAUAGAAACAUCCUCAACUGUUUUUGGCUUUUGACCUUGUACUUGUGGCAGCAACAGGAUCAGGAGACUCGUUUUUCCCCAGUGAAUCUUCCUUGCUCCCACGACUGGCCCAUCGUCAGUUUCUCCCCUCCUUCCCUCCCCAGAAGGUGCUAAGCAGAGGGUGGAGAGCCCUGGGGGCUUUGGUUUCAGGUUCACAGAGGCCCGGCCCAUAGAAGGGUGGCCUUCUGUCUGUGUCUGUCUGUCUGCCUUCCUGCUGACUCCCG